Messenger RNA from Gopherus flavomarginatus (Mexican gopher tortoise), 1572 nucleotides. It is a transcript of the gene ATPSCKMT, whose product is annotated as ATP synthase c subunit lysine N-methyltransferase. The transcript has 5 exons. Gene Ontology annotation, molecular function: protein-lysine N-methyltransferase activity. Gene Ontology annotation, biological process: regulation of mitochondrial ATP synthesis coupled proton transport; positive regulation of proton-transporting ATP synthase activity, rotational mechanism; peptidyl-lysine trimethylation. Gene Ontology annotation, cellular component: mitochondrion. Lineage: Eukaryota; Metazoa; Chordata; Testudines; Testudinidae. The record is from RefSeq and is a predicted model, not a curated record. Bases 431 to 1177 code for a protein of 248 amino acids.
AGAUUGACUCUGACACGUGCUUGUCUAACCUGCUCUUAAAACCCUCCAGUGACAGAUUCCAUAACCUCCCUAGGCAAUUUGUUGCAGUGCUUAACCACCCUGACAGGAAGUUUUUUUUCUCUUGUGUAGCUUGUCUGUGCUGCAGUUUUAGCCAAUUACUUGUCCUGUCCUUGUACAGCCGCUGACCCAGCACCCCAGCCAGAGCACUGGAGCGGGGCCGAGCUGCUGGUGCGGCUCGCGGGCUGCAGUUUGCCCACCCCUGAAUUAGAGAAUUGGUCUGAAAUCAACAAAACAAACUUAAAUAAAGACAAGUGCAAAGUACUGCACUAGGAGGAAAAAGUCAAAUUAACAACUACAAAAUGGAGAACUAAGUAACUAGGUGGUAGUACUGUUGAAAAGGAUCUGCAAGUUAUAGUGUAUCACAAAUUGAAUGAGUCGUCAGUGCAAUGCAGUUGCCAAAAAGGCUAAUAUUGUGGAGCAUAUUAACAGGUACACUUUGUCGAUGUCAAAAGUACUUCAAGGAGAAAGCCAUACUCAGGACGUUUUGCAUAUGAAUCUUAAUAAUGACAGAUCAAGAAAAAGAAAUUGGGGUUUGUUGGUCACUGGCAUUGUCGGUGGGACAUUGGUGGUUCUGUAUGCUGUUGCCACUCCAUUCCUAACUCCAGCACUGAGAAAAAUUUGCCUUCCUUUCGUACCUGCAACUUCAGCUCAGAUUGAAAAUGUUUUGAAAAUGUUACAAUACAGAAGUGGAUCUCUGGUUGACAUAGGUAGCGGCGAUGGACGUAUUGUGAUAGCAGCUGCAAAAGAAGGAUUCAAAGCUGUUGGUUAUGAAUUAAAUCCCUGGCUAGUCUGGUACUCCAGAUAUCGUGCUUGGAGAGAAGGGAUGCAUCAUAAUGCCAAAUUUUAUAUUUCAGAUUUGUGGAAGGUUAGCUUUUCCCAGUAUACAAAUGUCGUUAUUUUUGGGGUACCUCAAAUGAUGGCACAGUUGGAGAAGAAGCUUGAAGAAGAACUUGAUCACAAUGCCAGAGUUGUUGCAUGCCGUUUUCCUUUCCCACAUUGGAUGCCAGAUCGUACUACUGGAGAAGGAAUAGACGUGGUGUGGGCCUAUGAUUCAAAAGCUUUCAAAGGAAAUGAAAAGACAUGCUCAGAAACUGUGCAAAAGAUGCAUCCUUUGUAAGAUUUCAGGUUAAAAAAUGUUGGAGUGAACUUUAAAUGGUGACUAUCUGAUUCUGUUCUUAGUAUACUUAAAGUGGUGGGAGGAUAACAAUAAGUAACACUGAAUAUUUCUCAAACCCAUUUCAUUGUCAGAAUGUCUUGUGGUGUUAAACAAAACUGCACUAUAGUCUUAUUUUAUAUUACAGCAAAGCGAAGGCCAGUAAAAUGUAGACAAAGUAUACCAUGGAAAAAUGCAAAGACGACUUGUAUGUAUUGAUUACAAGAAGAAAUGGUUAGAAUUUUUUUUAAAAAUAUCUUUUAUAUGAAAAGUGGUAGGAUGCAGAAAGGGUUCAGUAGUGUUAAGGACACAUGUAUAAACUAAAUGCUCUAGUAAUAUUAAAGUUAUUUUUAACUGUU